AAUUAGGUAGCUACGUGUAGACCGCGUAGGGUAAACAGGGGUUGCUUAGCAACCAAUCGAAACAAACAAAACUGCUAACCUACAUCCUCAAGUUAACUAAAACAAUGGAUAUAGACUACCGAAUCAUAAACCUAUACAAAACAAAACAAUACACGGAAUGUUUAACACUAUGCGCUACAGCGCUACAAGGGAAGGACGACCGUAUGCUAGAGUUCAUACAGAUGCGAGCUAUGACGAUACAGGCCAAGAUUGCGGGGAAUGGAUAUGAGGAGGUGGAGUAUGUACCUCAGCAGGAUGAGUUGACUAGCACAGCUGUGGCGAAGACGCCGCGGCCUGGGACGUCCUUUCAGAGGAGUGCUAGGACUGCUCAGAAUAUUAGAACAGCUACAGCAACUUUAAAGACCCGUGCCGGUACCAGCACGGCCCGCGCCCGUACCGCCCGCAGUGCGCUCAACACCGCUUCUCGUGCCUCCAGGGCAGCCACAGCCCUCGCUGGAGCACCCUUCACCUUCACCCCGACCGUCCCACUGUCGCUGAGAUUCGUGGAUAAGGAAAACAAAAUGUUUACACCUUCAGCAAAGACUCUCUUUGAAUAUGUCUACUACUGUGAAGGAGAUGUUCGUAAGGCAAUAGAAAUAGCAUUCCAAGCCCAAAACGUGGACGAGACCACAGACUGGUGGUGGCACUUCUCCCUCGCCCGGUGCUACUCCACUCUGGGCAUGUUCCGAAACGCGGAGGACUGUCUGCGGCAGGCGCUGAAAGUGAACAAGCACGUGGCGAUAUAUCUGCGGCUGAUCGCGAUGUAUGUGGGGCUCAAUCAGCCGCUGUCGGCGUUGGAAGUCUGCAAGCAGGGUUUGUCCGUGUUCCACUCGUACCCACCGCUGCUGCUGGAGCAGGCCAGGAUCCACGAGCAGAUGGGCAACUCCACGCUGGCGGUGCAAGAGUACCGCGUGGUGGCGCUCGAGGAUCCAACCAACAUGGAGGCUGUGGCCAGCAUUGCGAUGUUCAACUUCUAUAAUGACCAGCCGGAGAUUGCUUUGAGAUACUACAGGAGGUUACUAGCGACGAAUCCACCAGGCGCAGAGAUCUACAACAACCUGGCUCUGUGUUGCUUGUACUGCAACCAAUGGGACCUCACGCUGCCCUGCUUCAGGCAAGCACUGUACUUCUCCACCAAUCCGGAAACACGCUCCAAUAUCUGGUUCAACUUGGCGCAUGUAGCUUUGUCCACAGGAGACAUGGUGCUGGCACGGCGGUGCCUGCAGGUGAGCCUGGCCACAAACUCCGAGAACGAACCCGCACGGCACGCACUGAAGACCUUGGAUACUCGGCUGCGUGCACGCAAAGACAAGUGAACAUCAUAUACCAAAACCAGCAUCACCAACUAGCAACUUUCAAGAGAAAGAGAAAGGGCGUUGGUGUAGUUUCUUUUGGUAGAUCAAUGGGCAUGCGGCAUGCUUAUCGCGGAAAGGAAUAUCUCACUAUCUGCCGCUCUAUUAGGUACCUACCUACAUGUUCCGGCGAGAAAAGAAAUUACGAUUUUGCUCGUAGAACCUACUUAUUCGACUUAAUUCUUACAACAAUAGGGUCAUUACUCAUUACACUCAUUACUCUCACAAACGAAUGUCAGAAACGAUACGAAUUAAUGAGCUAGAGCUCAAUUUUAAUAUGAGAAGGAUA
Messenger RNA from Leguminivora glycinivorella, 1680 nucleotides. RefSeq names its product tetratricopeptide repeat protein 8 (gene BBS8). Gene Ontology annotation, biological process: non-motile cilium assembly. The record is from RefSeq and is a predicted model, not a curated record. NCBI's taxonomy places the organism in Eukaryota, Metazoa, Arthropoda, Insecta, Lepidoptera, Tortricidae. Gene Ontology annotation, cellular component: BBSome; non-motile cilium; ciliary basal body. Gene Ontology annotation, molecular function: protein binding. The coding region runs from base 105 to 1355 and encodes 416 amino acids. The transcript has 6 exons.